Molecule: messenger RNA, 1996 nt
Organism: Opisthorchis viverrini
Lineage: Eukaryota; Metazoa; Platyhelminthes; Trematoda; Opisthorchiida; Opisthorchiidae
Exons: 6
Coding region: 569-1804 (411 amino acids)
Source: RefSeq, a predicted model, not a curated record
CUUCAAGUAGUGUCCACAGCGCCAAAAGUCAUGCAACUAGCCACAACUCUUCGGGGUCAUUGAGCUCAAAGAAAACAAAGGCCUCAAAUUAUCGAACUGUUGACAAGAAAUCUGUUGUGGAUGAGGGCCUGUUUGGAGAUCCGCAACGUCUUAAAGAUAAACAGGUGGGAUAAUCCUAACAAAUAAGAAUAAACAGACACAUUAAGAACAAUCGAAGUGGGUGGAUCUGUGGCAGCGAAGAGCAGGAACCCGAAAUAAUUGUAUCACGUCCUUCCCUUUCGAAGCAAGAAUGCGAACGGGAGCGCAUAUUUUUGAAGAAUAAGCGCAUAAGACAUGUUGCUUCUGACCUUAUCCGUGAGCUCAUGUAAGGAUCUCCACGGUAUCAUACCUUUUUAGAGUCCCAUCGGAUGAACCAAACGCAAAAUCGAUCAUUCUCACGAAGGACAAAUAUGACGAAUUGACGCAAAAAGCGAAAAUCAUCACUGAAGCAGAUGAAAAGGAAGCGGCAAGGAGAGCGAAAGAGCUGAACGAAGCAAACGCCGCGGCUUCCCAGGCUCGAAAGGAACAGAUGCACCAGUAUGACUUGGCCCGUACGAAGAAUGAAAAAUUGACAGAUUUGGAAGAGGAAGCCCGGAAGCAAGCCGAAGUUCUCCUGCAGAAGGCCUUGGAGCAAAGACAGGAUCAAGAAGAUGAGAUUCGGGCUUUGAACGAAUUGAUUUUAAACGCAAAAAUACAAGCAAUCCGUGAUGAACAGAUUUUGGAGAAGAAACAAAUUCAAAAGGAGUUGAAUGAGGAGGAAUUAAGAUUGGACAAUAUGAUGGAACUUGAAAGGCAAAACGCUAUCCGUAUUCAAGAGGAGAUUGAUAAACAAAGACAGGAACAGGAGAUGCUUGGAGCCUGUGAAGUCCUCAAUCAGAUUCAACAAAAUCGGCAGGAUCGGUUACUGGAACUCGAACGAAAUGAGCAAGAAAACGCUCUGGUGCAACAGAGGAUUAGCGAAGAACUAAUGAAAGAAAUUGCAAACCGAGAGGUUAAACGGCAAAUGCAAAACAAAAUUCGUAUGGACCUAAAUGAGGCAAACGAGGCCAUGCGCAAGCACCGAGAAGAGGAGAAAGAAAGGGAUCGUUUGUUCGAUCUGAAGAUUUUAGAAAUUCAAAGGCAGAAGGCUGAACGGGAAGCUGCAUACGAAGCUGAACAAGCACAAGUGCGGUUGGAAAAGGAGUUGGAAAUCGCCCGUCUACGAGCACUCCAAGAAAGAGCCUCUGAUGAGGCUGCCGAAAGAGAUGCUUUGAGAGCAAAGCGGGCUGCAGAAGCCAGGGAACGGGAAUGGCGUCGGAAGGAGAGGGCAGAUGCCCUGAAAAAGAAAGAGACUGAGGACGAACUUAAGAGGGCGAGAAUCGCCCGGCGGAAGAGNGUUUACUGGCCAUUGAGGCUGGACGAGAACUUUGGAUUACGGAAAAAAUUUCAAUGUGAACCGAUUGUUUGCAUAAUUGAUUUCAGACGACAGAAAGAACUAAUGGAAAACGAUCAGCGGGAGCGGGCCGAAGCAGACCAGAAGAACAAGAAAUAUGCUGAGGAAAUUCGGAAACAGAUAUGUCUGAAGGAACAAGAACGGAUUGCAGAGAGGAAUGCCUUCUUUGAAGAAGGCGUUCGGUUGGAGGAAGAGUCUAGGCUACGCCGAAUGCGUUUGGCAGAAGCAAAAGAAAGAAAGUUACGGGAACUAAGGGAGGCCGGAAUUCCAGAAAAAUAUCUGCACCAAGUAGAACGAAAAGUUCUUCACAUGGGCUCCGUAGAAAAGAGCUGAAAAUUUCCCCAAUCAACUGAGAUAACUGCUCUUCUUUGAAAGGCCUGCGAUCUUUGAAACCCCCCUGUCACUAGGACGUACUGCAUUGAAUUUCAGAUCGAAAUGUCGCCAGAACACUCAUAUGUGCCCCAAAAGCUAUCCCUCUCUUCAAUCAACUAAUGAACGGCGCUGGGUAUCAGUAUCAAUAAAUAC